AUGCUUGGCGCGACCAUACAGCAUCAUUUAGAUCUACAGCCUGAGGAAGUGGAAGAUACGGUACAGACUUUGAAAGAUAACACCUACGUUGACAAUAUAAUGCAAAUCGGAAGCGAUGUAUCAGAAUUAGAAAAGUUCAAAGUCGAGGCUACAGAAAUCUUAGAAGGUGCCAAAUUACCACUUCACAAGUGGGAAUCCAACGUAGAAUCGUUAGAAAGUGAAGACAUGCCAAAUCCUUCAAAAAUUCUUGGACUUGCAUGGGACAAGAAAGAAGACGAGUUGUACAUUUCAGCACCAGAAUAUCCUGAAGGAGCGAAAGUUACGAAGAAGUCUAUUGUGAGUCAUCUCGGAAAAGUUUAUGACCCUUUAGGCAUAGUAUCACCCACAAUGGCAGAAGGUAAAAGAAUUUAUCGUGAAGCCUGUGAUGAGACAAAGAGUUGGGACGCGGAGAUUUCAAAGCCCUUAGAACAAGGCUGGUUAAGGUGGACAAGACAGUUACGAACCGUUAAAAUUCCCAGAAGUAUUACCAAGGGUAUUCGAAAGAUUAAACAGGUUCAUCUUCAUAUCUUUGCUGACGCAAGCAAUCUGGCGUGUUCGUGUGCAACAAUAGCAGUUGUUGAACAUUCAACUGAGACGGUGAAAGGGUUGUUGACAGCCAAGGCGCGAAUUUCAAAGAGAAACACGUCAAUCCCGAGAUUAGAGCUAAUCGGUGGUCAAAUGGCUGCGAAUAUGGCAACGAACGUGUGUAAAGCGUUGAAACAACUACCAAUAGCCUCAAUAACCAUAUGGAUGGAUAGCACAGUGGCACUCUUUUGGAUCUUAAAUCCAGCUAGAUCAUGGAAAACGUUUGUAGCGAACCGAGUGAGAAAAAUCGCGUCCAUAACAAGUGAACUCGAUAUCAAGUGGAAAUAUUGCCCAUCGAAAGAGAACGUAGCAGAUUUGGGAAGUCGAGGCGCAAGCAUUAAUCGUAUGGAAA
This is a messenger RNA of Paramuricea clavata, 976 nucleotides long. Lineage: Eukaryota; Metazoa; Cnidaria; Anthozoa; Malacalcyonacea; Plexauridae. The record is from the annotation of a GenBank genome assembly.